AUGGAAAAAAAUCUUGGCUUUCCUUUAAUUGAACAUUUACGCCGUUUUGGCAAAAAAGUUCGUCUUUUACGAGCCCAUACUAGAUUAGGAUUGAUUAGAGCAAAACUGGCUGGUGCUAAAUAUGCUAGAGGGGAUGUUGUUGUCUUUUUAGAUUCUCAUUGUGAGGCUAAUGAAGGAUGGUUAGAACCUCUACUUCAAAGAAUUAAAAAACAACGUUCAGCUGUUGUUUGCCCCGUUAUUGAUAUUAUUUCUGAUCAAACAAUGGAAUAUCAAAUUGGGGGUGCUGGUGGUAUAGGGACUUUUUGGUGGAGUUUGCACUAUAGUAUGUCUGAAAUACCUGAAAGAGAAAAGAAAAGAAGGAAAAAUCCGGAAGUAGACCCUUUAUUAACCCCUACAAUGGCUGGAGGGUUAUUUGCUGUUAACAGAGAAUAUUUUUUUGAAGUUGGAGGUUAUGACCCUGGAAUGGAUAUUUGGGGUGGAGAGAAUUUGGAAAUAUCUUUUAGAGUUUGGAUGUGUGGCGGAUCAUUAGAAAUAAUUCCCUGUUCACAUGUUGGGCAUAUUUACCGAAAUGGCCAUCCUUACAACAUGACAGGUCCGGGCAACAAUAAAGACGUUCACGGGACAAAUUCUAAAAGGCUGGCAGAAGUUUGGAUGGAUGAUUAUAAAAGGCUAUUUUAUGUGCACAGAAUGGGGUUAAAAAAUGUUGAUGUUGGCGAUUUAAGUGAAAGAAUAUUACUUAGAAAAAGAUUAAAUUGUAAAUCUUUUAAAUGGUUUUUGGAUAAUGUUAUUCCAGAAAAGUUUGUACCAGAUGAAGAUGUUAAGGUUCAAAAUUUAAAUGGAAAACUUUGUUUGGAUACUUUACAAAGACUAGAAAAUAAAGGGAUUGUUAAUUUGGGUGUGUGGGAAUGCCAAAUUGAGGGAAGUUCUUCACAGGCUUUUAGUUGGAGUAAAGACAAGCAAUUAAGACGAGAAACAACUUGUGUUGAUAUUGAUCCAAUAAAUAAAAAUUUGAAAGGAAAACAAAAAGUUGUAUUAAAGGAUUGUGUAAAAAGUCAAUUAAUACAAUUUGAACAUUUUAAAGGAGGACUUUUACGACAUUUAAAUAGCGGCCUAUGUUUGGAUAUUGAAGGGCUAAAUUCUGGAGAUGAUAUUUAUUUUAAUAAGUGUGAUGAAACGGUGGAAAGUCAAAAAUGGGUGUUUUAUGGAAAUUAUUUUUAA
Meloidogyne enterolobii is the source of this 1218-nucleotide messenger RNA. The record is from the annotation of a GenBank genome assembly. NCBI's taxonomy places the organism in Eukaryota, Metazoa, Nematoda, Chromadorea, Rhabditida, Meloidogynidae.